Molecule: messenger RNA, 408 nt
Organism: Brassica oleracea var. oleracea
Lineage: Eukaryota; Viridiplantae; Streptophyta; Magnoliopsida; Brassicales; Brassicaceae
Product: calcium-dependent protein kinase 14
Exons: 4
Coding region: 1-408 (135 amino acids)
Molecular function (GO): calcium ion binding
Source: RefSeq, a predicted model, not a curated record
AUGGUGGAGGUGGAGGAGUUGGGGAGUACGGAGAUGGUUGUGGUGGUGGUGGAGGAGGUUAUAGUUGAGCAUUUAUCGGUUGAAGAAGCAUCAGGCAUCAAAGAAAGAUUUCAAGUGAUGGACACUAGCAAUAAAGGAAAGAUUACCAUCGAUGAGCUAAGGAUCGGAUUGCGUAAACUAGGGAUUGUUGUUUCUCAAGAUGACAUUCAAAUCUUGAUGGACGCGGGAGAUGUUGACAAAGAUGGAUACUUAGACGUUAAUGAGUUCGUAGCCAUAUAUCGUGGUUAUAUCGAAAUAGAGGAGUUGCGAGAUGCCUUGGCGAAUGAGUUUGACACAACUAGUGAAGAAGUUGUCGAAGCCAUUAUCCUUGAUGUUGAUACCAAUAAGGUUAGACACAGGUUUUGUUAG